Messenger RNA from Rotaria sordida, 3498 nucleotides. NCBI's taxonomy places the organism in Eukaryota, Metazoa, Rotifera, Eurotatoria, Philodinida, Philodinidae. The record is from the annotation of a GenBank genome assembly.
AUGGAUGAACGUCACGGGGUCGAAUGGCCAGAACAACAAUCUCAACAUAGACAAUUGUUUGUGAAGAAGAAUAAAAGUGAUAUUACACAAGAAAAAAGAAUGUCAAAAACUGAAAGUCGUUUCAAAUCUAAACUUGAAUCUUUAAAAAAAUUACAACAUUCAGCAUCAACAAAUAGUGCAGUUGAAAAAGCACGAGCAUUUUUUCGCUCUUUAGAACUUAAACAUCUUGGUGCUAAUAGCAAUAGUGAUCAUUCAUUAUCAUCAUCAUCUCGUCGACGUACAACUACUACCACUACUACAAAGACUAAUAAUAAUGAUGCUAGUUUACUUUCUUCUUCGACAUUUCCUAUUCCUUCUUCAAUGUCUUCAUCAAGUUCAUCGUCAAUUAUUGAUGAUACUCAUAAUACAAUAUCAACAACGACAACAAAUGAUUCGUCAUUUAAAUUAAAAUGUCCUACAAAUGGUAUUGCAAAAGCAAGAAUUAUUCGAGUUAUUAAUCCAAAUUAUAUAAAUUCAAAAGAUAUGAUUGUUCAUCAAAUUCUACAUAAUGAAAACGAUAAUCAUCGAUUAACAUCAUCCUAUUUUUAUUCUCCACACAUAUUAUGUCAAAAAAAUAUUCCACCACCUAAACAAUAUUAUAAUGAACGAAGUCAAAGUUAUUCAGUCUCAUUUAAAAAACAUCAAGAAAUGCAAGCAGCAUACGAUUCACGUCCAUUAUCGCCUGUAUCUGCUAAAAACUCUAAUAUAAAAUAUUCAAAUCAUAUUUAUUCAAAUUGUCCAUCAUCUAUUCAUUCAAAUCUAAACAAUGGAAAUAUAUUAAAUAAUCAAAUGUCAACUUCUUUAUAUAAUUAUCGACCAUUAAUUUGUCGUCAAAUGGAACCUUCACCAUUAAUGUCAUCAUCAUUUCAUGAACAAUCUCAUAGUUCAUUAGAUCCAAUAAUUCGACCAUUACCAUCAUCAGCUUCAUCAUCAUCAAUGUCAAUAUGGACUCAAAGUGUUCGUCGUCUUAAUACAGAAUAUAUAUCAACAAUAAAUGCUCUUCAACAAGCUAAAGAAUCUUUAAAACAAAUUUAUCCUGAUAAAACCGAUAAAAUAUCAGAAUAUGCUAAUUUAGUAGCACGUGGUAUUAGUGAUCUUUCAAGUGAUGAAACAAAACCAUUGUCAGGUAUUACUGUUUGUUUAACAGCACCUAUAUCUCAAGAUUCUUGUUCAUUAUCAUCACAAAUAUCAAAAAUUUCCAAUCUAUCAGAUAAAAUUUGUCCAUCAACAAUGUUUUGUAAACCAAAAUUAGUAAGACCUGUAGAAUUAGAUACAUUUAUUCCAUCAAUAUCUCAAGUACCUAAAUUAGAAACAAUUUCAAUUGUUAAUGAAAACAUUGACAAACCAGAUUCAAUUGCUAAUAUUAUUAAAAAAUUUAAUAAUCUCAAUAAUUCAUCAUCAAUAUUAAAAUCUUCAAUUAUUAAAGAUAAUAAUAAAAAUAAUAAUAAUGAUUCAUUAUCAUCAGAAAUUAAAAAAGAACAACAAGAAUGUUUAACAAAAACUAAUUCCUAUGAUCCAAUUCAAUCAAAAAAAGAUCAAUCAAAUAUUUCUUCAUCAUCAUCAACAACUAAUUUAAAUACAACUUCAUCUCCUCAUGUUCAAUUUAAACCAUCAAUAAUUACAUAUGAAUUAGACGAUAUACCUUAUGAAUCUCUACCAUCAUCUUCAGAAUCAUCAUCAUCAUCAGUUUCACAAGAUUCAACUAGUAGCACUACAACAACAACAACAACGUCAUCAUCAUCAUCAUCCAGUGAUGAAAAUAAUCCAACAGAUAGUAUUACUCAAGAAGAAACAACAUAUACAGUUGAAACAUUUUAUAAAACUACAAAUAAUGCACCAUUAAAUAAUCAAGAACUUGUUAUUAUUCGAGAAAAUACAACAGAAGAACAAUUUAAUUUAGCAAAAGAAAAACAACAUCAAGAUAAACAUAUAAAUAAUCAAAUUCCAUCACAAAUUCCAUAUAAAAUUAAUGAAACAAAAGUUUCAUCAUUAACUACACCAUUACGUACACAUCGUAAUGUUACACCUAAACAAACAGCAUCAACAUCAUCCAUUGUAGAAGGACAAGAUAAAAUAUAUGAAAAUUAUCAUUCAGUUGAACCGUUAUCACACAUUACAAAUGACUUUAUCUCCGAUAGUUAUCAAGAUAAAGACAAUCAGACAACGAAUGAUGUCGUUACUGUCAAUCCUCAUACAUAUUCACCAUCAACUUAUUGUUUAGUCAGUAGUUCAUCAUCAUCAUCAUCAUCAUCAUCAUCAUCAUCAAGUAAUACAGCAUCAUCAACUGCAACUGUUCUUCUCAGUACUAAUAAGAUUACUACUCCUUCAACUUCUUCAAACGUAACAGAAAUACCAACUAAUACAAACAAUAAUCUUUCGAAAACUACUAAUAAACCUAUUUCACAACUUCCUAAACGUACAACAACAACAACAACGCCAACGCCAACGAAUGCGAAUGUCUCUCGUUUAAAACAACCAUCAAAAAUUGUUCCAUCUUCAAGUAAAUUAAAACCACCUUCUUCGACAAUCAUAAAACCAGUAAAAUCAAUGAUUGUCAAUAGUACAACUACACCAACAUCAACGAUGACUACAUCAUCAAUGCGAAAAUCAACAGGAAUAACGAAUCAAACAUCUUCGAUGACGAAUAAUAUUGUCAAUAAAACUACUCAAGAACAGUCGUCAUCAUCAACAUCAUUAGUUACGGGAAAAAAACAACAAUUAGUCAACGGAACUAAUAUGACUGAAUCACAAAAUUCUAUAGAUUCAUCAUUUUCGAAUGGUAAAAAUCGUGUAAGAUCAAUGGUUAAUCAACUUAAUGCUGCUGUAUCAUCAUCUCGUCCAACUAUUCCAUCGACAACAUCUGCUAAGCGUACACAAAUUCCUUCAUCAUCGGUUAAUGUUCGUCGUCCAAUUUCAAUGGAAUCAACAAUAUCAACAAACAAAACUGCGAUAGCAUCUCCAAAUCGUCCAUCACUUCAACGAGCAAUGACAAUUAAUAAUAGUCCAGUAACAUCAUCGCCACCAUCAACAUCUCCCACAACGAAUAAUAAUAUUUCAUCGACUUACAAACGAAAAGCUCCACUUAUUCGUUCAACAUCAAAUGUUAAAGAAGGCCUUCUCCGUUGGUGUCAAGUACAAGUUGCUGAUUAUCCUAAUGUAUCAGUAACAAAUCUUUCAUCAUCGUGGUCAGAUGGACUUGCUUUUUGUGCUCUAACACAUCAUUUUUUUCCUGAUGCAUUUGAUUUUAAUAGUUUAUCAUCUACAAAUCGUAAAGAAAAUUUUGAACUUGCUUUUCGUAUUGCUGAAGAACGUGCCGGUGUACCACGAUUACUUGAUGUUUCGGAUAUGCUUAUUAUGGGCAAUACACCUGAUUAUAAAUGUAUAUUCACUUAUCUUAAUUCAUUUUUGGCUAAAAUUAAAGAUCUUCAUCCAGCAACCAACCAUGUUGAACAUUUUUAA